AUGUCCACCACAAAUUGCUGGAAAAAUUUGGCAUUUUUGAUAAGUUUAAUAUUUUUGGCCUAUCUUAUAUUUACUACGGAGAAUUUUUAUGAGACCACAAUUUCGAUGGCCAAAAAUUCGUAUGAGAAUUUUGGCGGGCAAGAGAAUUUGAGGAUUGCUAUUGUAAUUGUGAUUACUGCUGGCACUAAAGUCGAGAAUUAUGAAAUUGCGACUAGUGAGUUUUCUAGGCCCAUUUUUGGUCCGAAAAGGCCUUUUCUUCCAGAAUCCGUCCACUGUUACGCUAAAAUCCAAGGCUAUGAUUUCAUCCACGUUUUGGACAAUAAUUUUGGCUGCAAUCAUAAGGAUGUAAGUAUUUCCUCAAAAUUUUAAUUUUUUUUUCAAUUUUUACAAUUUUUUUUUAUUGUUAGAAAUUUUUCCGUCGACAUUGUGUAGCCGCCAAAAUUCUACCAAAAUACGAUGCAAUUUUAUUCCUCGACGCUGAUAUUGGAGUGGUAAAUCCAAAAAAGUUAGUUACGGAAACUUAGGACCUUUGAGGCUCAUAAAUUUUCCAGGAGAAUUGAGGAAUUUAUGGAUGAGGAUGUAGAUUUGACAUUUUAUGACAGAUUUUAUAAUUGGGAAAUUAUGGCAGGUUCUUAUAUUGCUAGAAAUACACCGUAUGCUGUGCAAAUGCUGGAGGGUAUGUCAAAAAACACCGUGCAAAGUUAAUUGGCAGACCACGGUGGUCUGCUUUUUAACUCGAAACAUCGUGCAAAGUUAAUUGGCAGACCACGGUGGUCUGCUUUUUAACUCGAAACAUCGUGCAAAGUUAAUUGGCAGACCACGGUGGUCUGCUUUUUAACUCGAAACAGCGUGCAAAGUUAAUUUGCAGACCACCGUGGUCUGCUUUUUAACUCAAAACACCGUGCAAAGUUAAUUUGCAGACCACCGUGGUCUGCUUUUUAACUCAAAACACUGUGAAAAGUUAAUUUGCAGACCACCGUGGUCUGCUUUUUAACUCAAAAAACUGUGAAAAGUUAAUUUGCAGACCACCGUGGUCUGCUUUUUAAUUCAAAAUGACAUGCGCGCUCUAUGGCAAACACAUAUUUUGCCUGUUUAAACUCAAAUUUUUCACAGAUUUCGCUGAUUAUGAAUACAAGUUGCCGAAAAGCUUUCAUGGAACUGAUAAUGGAGCACUUCAUGUGAGUUUUUGACUUGAAAAAAGCUGAAGCCCAAAACAUAUUGGAUUUUCAGAUUUUCCUGGCCAAAAAGCUUUUCCCACAUUCCAGCGUGGAAAUCGAGAACUGCGAAAAAAUCUACAAUAAAUCCGGGGGUUAUGAGGAUCUCUUCACCUACGAGGCUUGUAUUAGGCAAAUUUUGGGAGCCCAGGAAAAAAUGGGAAAAGUUCGGAUAUUCAAAAAAGGAACCGGAUGGGCGAGGGAUGUUUGGUUGAAUUCGGGAAUUUGGAACGGGGAGAGGGAUUUUAUGUUGCACGGGUGGAAAAUGAAUCAAUUGAAGAAAACGCCAAAUGGGACCAUUAUGUAGGUUGGAAUGAGCCAAGGCUCAAAAUUUGAAGAUUUUUGAGUAUUAUCAAAAUAAAAAAAUUUGGCAAAAAAACGGAGCCCAGAAAUUCAAAUGACACUCUUCUCAAGUACGGUGUUUCUUUCAGUCGCUGCGAGACCCAUAUGUGCGUCUUUGACUUUGUUUCUCUGCCCAAUGGUGUGGUCUCGAAACGGUGUUAGUGACGCAGAGGAAUACCGUACUUGGGGAAAUUGGGAUUUGAAUUUCUGGCUUCUCUUUUUUUGCCAAAUUUUUUUACUUUGAUAAUAUAAAUAUGCCCUAAACCCCCUUAAGUUCCCUAAGCCUCUUAAGAAAUCUCCUAAUUUUUAAGGACCACAACAAUGGGUUGGUCACAAUGGUACAACCCAUUCUUGGGACCUUUUGACGUUGAAAAAUGCUCACCCUCGAAUUCCACGUGGCAAUAUGAUUUAAGACUUAUCGGAACUCGUGAAAACAUUGAGGCAAAUCAUUUGGACUAUGAAAAACAGGUUGCGAUAAAGCAAAUCAAAAGUGGAGCAAGAAUGGCGGAAUUGUUGGUGCCGAAACUAGUUGAUGCAAAUGGGAAAUCAAAGACUGUGUGA
Molecule: messenger RNA, 2117 nt
Organism: Caenorhabditis angaria
Lineage: Eukaryota; Metazoa; Nematoda; Chromadorea; Rhabditida; Rhabditidae
Source: the annotation of a GenBank genome assembly